AUGUUUCUACAUAGAGGCCAGCUUUUAAGAGGCGCCCGAAGCGUCACCCACGCUCGGCCUAAAUCACGACACCGACCGCAUUAUCACCUGCCUCAUCAAUUGCAUUCGACCCAGGCACGCGGUCCAGGAAGAAAUAAAGUCCCACGCUCGAAAACUACUUUUGGAAAGAUAAUAUGGAUAUCUGUCGGUGCCCUUGCCUGGGGCCAAGUCGUUAUCUCAUAUAUGUACGAGCCUCUCAGAGACAAUGGUGUUUUCACAAACAUUGCCCAAUCGACCAUCUUCCGAGCAAUACCAGCAAAGUUAGCACAUACGACCGAAAGAGAGGAAAGUGAGCUGUAUCAACCGAUCACUGGCGAUAAAGAAAUACGACUGCUUAUCUUAGAGCCGGGAGCACACGAGGACGCAUUGAAGUGCCAGUUAGUCAAACGCUGA
Molecule: messenger RNA, 432 nt
Organism: Fusarium odoratissimum NRRL 54006
Lineage: Eukaryota; Fungi; Ascomycota; Sordariomycetes; Hypocreales; Nectriaceae
Exons: 1
Coding region: 1-432 (143 amino acids)
Source: RefSeq, a predicted model, not a curated record